Messenger RNA from Cylindrotheca closterium, 1335 nucleotides. Lineage: Eukaryota; Bacillariophyta; Bacillariophyceae; Bacillariales; Bacillariaceae. The record is from the annotation of a GenBank genome assembly.
AUGCUUUCCCGUGCUUCUUCUGCUUUGGCCCCCAAGGCCUUCAAGGCCGCCGCUGGACGCGUCGCCCCUGCUGCUUCCACCGCUGUCGGAAACCGCAGUUUCAUGAACUUUUUCUCUUCUUCCAUCAAGGCUGACUUCCCUGAAGACAUCUCUGAGGAACAAGUUCGCAAGUUGUUUUACUUGUGGAACGACGCCCUUGCCACUCUUGACCCCAAGCAAGUUGCCGAUCGUUACUCCAGCGACCCCAUCCUUCUCCCCACUGUCUCUGACGAGCCACGCACUGACUACGCCGGACUUGAGGACUAUUUCACCAACUUUCUUCAAUUGAAGCCCCAAGGAGAGAUCAUUGAUGGAAAGAUCAAGAUCGGACCCGGAUGGUGCAAGGAUGCUGGUAUCUACGAAUUCACCAUGGGUGCCAGUGGAGAUAAGGUCAAGGCCCGUUACUCCUACGUCUACGUUUACGAAGACGGUGAAUGGAAGAUUGCCCACCACCACUCUUCUGUCAUGCCUGAAGCCUCCAAGGGACAGACCAUCACCGAGCCAGAGGCCAAGGAACUCUUCCACUUGUGGAACGACGCUCUUGCCACCCUUGACCCCGACACUGUCGCCAAGCGUUAUUCCAAGAACGGAGUUCUUCUCCCAACUGUCUCUGACACUCCACGCACUGAUUACGCUGGAAUCCACGAUUACUUCACCAACUUCCUCAAGAUGAAGCCCCAAGGAGAGAUCGUCGAGUCUUAUACCAUGACUGGCGAGAACUGGUGCAAGGAUGUCGGUAUCUAUGACUUCACCAUGGGAGCCACUGGAGACAAGGUCCGUGCCCGAUACUCCUUCGUCUACGUCUUUGAAGACGGAGAAUGGAAGAUUGCCCACCACCACUCCUCCAAGAUGCCCGAAGCCCCUGUUGGCAAGGAAAUCUCCGACGAAGAAUGCCGUUCUCUCUUUUACCUCUGGAACGACGCUCUUGCCACUCUUGACCCCAAGCAAGUUGCUGAUCGUUACUCCAAGAACGGAGUCCUUCUCCCAACUGUCUCUGACGAGGCCCGCUCUGACUACGACGGAAUCCACUCCUACUUUGUUGACUUCCUUCAAAAGAAGCCACAAGGAGAGAUCUUGGAAUCUUUUGUAACUUCUGGACCAGACUGGUGCAAGGAUGUCGGUAUCUAUGAAUUCACCAUGGGUGCCACUGGAGACAAGGUCAAGGGCCGAUACUCUUUUGUUUACGUCUGGGAAGAUGACGAAUGGAAGAUUGCCCACCACCACUCUUCUGUCAUGCCCGAGGGUAUGUUGGCCGCCGCCGCCAAGCUUGCUGAAUUGGAGCAGAAGGCCGCUUAA